AUAUAAAAUACUUAUCCUAUUUCCUUUCGGCCGAAAUGCGGAGUGCACGUUUUAUCUAAUCUUUGACUUUCAAUGGGCUUAGUAUCUGAAAGUAUGUUAAUUUCAUCUUGUUUGUUAUCUGGCUUUAGUUUUUAAUGUCUUUCGAGACCUCCAUUGUGCCCCUCUUUCCCUUAUACGUCUUAGUAGAUAAAAACAACAUUAAUGGUUAUUACGAAUAUUUACAAGUGUGUGACAAAGUUCAUUUGGUGGACGUUGGAUAUAUUUAAUAUGUUAAAUGUCAUCACAACUUAUAGGAAAGCUAAAUAUGUCCAGUAUCAACUUGUCCCUAAGGCUUGCAGUGGGAGUGAUGAUGAAGAAGAAGAAAAAGAAGAAGUAGAAAUCGGGAUAAAUGGAAUGACAUGUAAUUCCUGCGUUAAGAACAUCGAGAGUAACAUUGGAGAUAAGCAUGGUGUCCAUUUUAUAAAGGUUAGCUUGGAAAAGAAGACUGGAACUAUAGUUUAUAAUCCGAGACAAACAUCACCAGAAAUUUUGAAAGAAGCUAUUGAAGAUAUGGGUUUCGAGGCGAACCUUCCUGUUAAAUAUAAAAAUGUAACUGUCAAUAUUGAAGGAAUGACUUGUCAAUCCUGCGUCCGGAACAUAGAAGGCAAUAUUUCUGAAAAAUUAGGAAUUAUAAGCAUCAAGGUUUCAUUAGAAAAUAAACAAGGUUAUGUUACGUAUGAUCCUUUGCAAAUUGAUUCGCAUGCUAUAUGUGAGGCUAUCGAGGAUAUGGGCUUUGAUGCAAGUUUAGCUUUGAUCAGCGACCAACCAAACGAUUGUAGAAUAUCUGUUGAAGGAAUGACAUGUAACUCUUGUGUAAAUAAUAUCAAAGAAACAAUAUCAAAAAAGGAUGGUGUGCGGUCUAUAGAUGUUAGUUUAGAAAGGAAAGAAGCAACAGUUAGAUAUUUUCUGAAAAAAAUAACACCCGAAGCCAUUGCUACAGCCAUCUCUGAUAUGGGAUUUGAUACAUCACUCUUGGAAGUAAAUGGUCUGAAAUAUAAAGAAAAAAACAAAAAAGUAGUAGCAAAUAAUUUCAGUAAAAAUAACAACAUUCCUCAAGAUUCGGAAAAGUGUUUUUUACAUAUAAAAGGUAUGACCUGUGCAUCUUGUGUGGCAGCUAUUGAAAAACACUGUCACAGAAUUAGAGGUGUUCAUAGCAUCGUAAUUGCUCUGUUAGCGGCCCAAGCUGAAGUCAAAUAUGAUUCUAAUGUAAUAAGUCCUCAAGACAUAGCCAAUUCCAUAACUGAUUUAGGUUUCCCUUCUUCUGUUAUUGAUAAAGGAGGUUCUGGAGAUGGGCAAAUAGAAGUUAUGAUUGGAGGAAUGUCUUGUUCAUCUUGUGUUAACAAAAUCGAACAACGGGUAAAGAAAUUGAAAGGAGUUCUUUCAGCUUCUGUAGCUCUCACAACACAGAGGGGCAAAUUUACAUUUGAUCCGGGCGAAUUAGGACCCAGAGAUAUUCUCGAAACUAUUGAAAACUUGGGAUUUACAGCAAGCAUUCUUUCCAAUAAAGAUAAAGAAUCUAGGUCAUAUUUAGACCACAGAGAUGAUAUUAACAGAUGGAGGAGAUCAUUUAUUAUAUCUUUGAUAUUUGGUGGACCUUGCAUGAUUGCCAUGUUAUAUUUCAUGGCCGUUAUGUCCCUCGAUCAUGAAGCUCAUAGCAAUAUGAUAUAUAUCUGUCCUGGUUUAUCUUUGGAAAACUUUAUUAUGUUCAUUCUGUCGACACCUGUUCAGUUUUUUGGUGGAUGGCAUCUCCACGCUGGAGCGUUAAAGGCAUUGAAGCACAGAACAACUAAUAUGGAUGUGUUAGUUUCCAUGGCGACUACUGUAUCUUGGGUAUAUUCUGUCAUUGUUCUUGCCGUAGCUAUGGCCUACCAACAUCGGUACAGCCCUCAGACAUUUUUUGAUACGCCUCCGAUGCUUUUUGUUUUUAUAUCACUUGGGCGUUGGUUGGAGAGUGUUACAAAGGGUAAAACUUCUGAAGCACUUUCAAAAUUACUAUCUUUGAAGGCGACUGAAGCACUGUUGGCCAAAGUUGGUCCAAAUCUGGAAAUUCUUCAAGAAAAAACUAUCCCUAUCGAUUUGGUGCAACGUGGAGAUGUGCUUAAGGUUCUACCCGGCUCAAAAGUUCCUGUGGAUGGGAAAGUUAUUUAUGGGAACUCCACCUGUGAUGAAUCUCUUAUUACAGGAGAAUCAAUGCCUGUACAAAAGAAAGAAGGUAGCUUUUUGAUUGGUGGUUCAAUAAAUCAAAAUGGACUAAUUUUAAUGUCUGCAACACAUACCGGCGAAGCUACAACAUUAGCACAGAUAGUUAAACUUGUUGAGGAAGCUCAGACCAGUAAAGCUCCCAUUCAGCAACUCGCUGACAAAAUUGCUGGGUUUUUUGUACCGGUUGUAAUAUUCAUUUCAACUGUAACAAUAGUCAUCUGGGUGACUAUUGGUUACUGCGACAUAAGCUAUCUUCCAUUUACCGAACAAGAUAAACAAAAUUAUGACGAGUAUGAGCUUAUAUGGCAGUUUGCGUUCCGUUGUGCGCUAAGCGUACUUGCGAUAGCUUGCCCCUGCGCUUUGGGCUUAGCAACUCCAACUGCUGUGAUGGUCGGUACUGGUGUUGGUGCUCUCAAUGGUAUACUCAUUAAAGGAGCUGAAACUUUAGAAAAUGCCCACAAGGUGAAAUGUGUUGUUUUGGACAAAACAGGAACCGUAACAUAUGGAACUCCCAUGGUAAAUAAAAUUAGUCUUUUUGUGUCACGAUUUGAAUUUCCAUUGGAACAGUUGAUAUCUAUUAUCGGAACUGCAGAAUCUAACAGUGAACAUCCAAUAGCUUCAGCAAUCGUCAAAUUUGUAAAGAAUACAAUCAAUGGAGAAAUAAGCGGUAAAUGUGAUAAUUUUCAAGCUGUACCGGGUUGUGGUUUGAAGUGCUCUGUGUCCCAUCUUAAUCCAAUGAUUUCGGCUGCUUCAAUGAGUUCAAAGAUUAGGGACUUCCAUGACAUACCUCAUGAAAGUGCAACAUUCGAAUUAAACGGAGUAAUUGUGGAAUACGUCAACAGUCCAUCAACUGCAUCUCAGUCGCAACAAUAUGGAAAGCUUCUCAAUAUUGAUCAAAAUGAUUCUGUUGAGUCUUCCGAAUUUGAGGUGUUGAUUGGAAAUAGAGAAUGGAUGACUAGAAAUGGUAUUGCUAUUCCUUCUGUAGCUGAUUUCUUAAUGUCUUCUGAAGAAGAGUUAGGUCAUACAGCAAUCCUGUGUGCUGUUAAUGGAAUAUUAUCCAGUAUGUGGAGUGUAGCUGAUAAGGUAAAACCUGAAGCCCAUCUCGCUAUGUUCACUCUCAAAAGGAGGAAUCUCGACGUAAUAUUGCUUACUGGUGACAAUAGGAAAACUGCUUCUGCUAUAGCAAAACAGGUUGGAAUUCGUCAAGUUUUCGCUGAAGUGCUUCCAUCUCAUAAAGUAGCAAAAAUUCAGCAAUUGCAGAAUAAAGGGCUGAGCGUGGCAAUGGUAGGCGAUGGGGUCAACGACUCCCCCGCCCUCGCUCAAGCAGAUGUAGGUAUUGCUAUUUCAUCUGGAACGGAUGUCGCUGUAGCUGCAGCUGAUGUCGUCUUGAUGAGGAAUGAUCUGUUGGAUGUUAUCGCCUGCUUAGACUUAUCAAGAAAAACUGUUAAACGUAUUCGUGCCAAUUUCCUCUUUGCUAGCGUUUACAAUUUGAUUGGUAUCCCUAUGGCUGCUGGAGCCUUCAGUCAUUUUGGUUUAACGCUUGUGCCAUGGAUGUCUUCUGCUGCUAUGGCUUUAAGUUCGGUAUCAGUGGUCUGUUCUUCAUUGCUGCUUAAACUCUACCGUAAACCAACAAUCGAUGAACUCAUGACACCUGAAUACAGGCAAGUGAUAGCUGCCCAACAGGAAAUGGAAAAUAUUUCCCUUCAUCGAGGUAUCGAUGACAUUAAAAUACCUUCUCGUGUGCCAAGUACAGCUAGCAACUUAAGCUUAAGCAGGCUCUUCAAUAAAACCAAAGAGGUAGGUGAAGGGCGAUUGCUUUUCGCUGAUGAAGAAGAUCUUGAAAUCGUUGUGGGAUCAAUGAAAGAGAAUGAAAGGAACAGCUCAAUCGGUUGAGAAAUGAAUGAAAAUGAAAGAACCUGAAUUUUAAUAAUAUUCAUCUUGAAUUAUAUGAAGAACAUGAAAGCUAUAUAAUGCAGUAAGUAUAAUGCUGACUAUGUAUAAUCGUUUUUAUUUAUCAGUGCUUAUAUUGUACUGCUGGUUUUUGUUGCCAAAGUUAAUGUUACAUAUUUAUUUAUAUACUACAUGUUUUGUUAAACCUAACUUUAAAAAGAUAUUUAACAAAGUCAAUCAAAAUACCAUAAAAAUGGUGAAUCUCGCCAAUGAGUAAAUUUUAUUUGUGUAAUACACCCUUCUUUCCAAGAUAUAUAUUAGUCCUAAUUUUAGAGUUAGGUUAUGAAGUUGUUUUAUUAUUACCAUUGACACAUGUAGAAAGUUCCAAUUAUCAAAUAAUUAUAUUACUGGCCCGAAUAUGUAUAUAAGAUGUAUAAUGAAUGUUCAAGAAAAGAUUUUAGAUUUGAAUUUCCUGUUUUAUUUCUGUUACAUUUUUAAAGCUGCUUUAUUUUUUAAUGGAAAAAAAUGUAUAUUUAUAUCGUUGUGAAACAACUGUGAUCCUCUUCUGUUUGUAAUACCCAUAAAAUCUCUUUUAUUGUUUUGUAUAUUAUUUGUUCAGAGUACUUAUUACUUCACUGUAAAUAUUCUUGUUGUAAGGUAAAUAAUAUUUAAGUUGUCCAUGUAUUUAAUAAAUAUUUAUUUGUCUUCCAUAUUACUUAAGAUAAAGAUUGAGUUUAUUUAUUUAAUUUUCAAUCUGUAUAAAUAUCAAUUUCUUAUCCUAUAAAAACAGUAAAUCUUAUUGAAUGAAUUAAAAUUAUAAUUUUUCUCCUCGUCAAUGACAUAUGCUUUUCUUGCCUGCCCGAUAUUCAAGAUUUUAGACAAAAGUAAUAGCAGGAAAAAAAAAUUAGUACUGUCUUCAUUUUCCAUUUCAAACUAACCUCUCCUGUUAUAUUUUUAUUAGAGCAUUUAAUUAUUUGUUUAACUUUAUGUAAAAUCUCUUUUAUAAAAUUAAUAUGUCACAGUAUGGCAUUGACAAUAUGAACAACUUAGGAUGGCAAGUCAUUAAUGAAAACAUGAAAAAAAAGGAAAUAAAAAGGAGAUGAAAAUUAAUCAUAUUUAAGUUUAAAUUACUGUAGUGUUGGAAUUAUUUUUUUUUUCUAGAAUGAAGAUUAUUUUCAUUUAAAAGUAAAGUUUAUAGGGCUUGUAAUUCAAUAGAGCUAAUUUGAUUAGAAAAUCUGUGAGCGUUGUCAAAUGGAAAACGUGAUUUGACAGAACUUCCUUGCGCCUUCGAAGUACCUGUUAUUAUUGAGGGAACAAAUGAGGCAUGGUAGAGUUAAAGCAGUGUUGACCACUGUCUUUCAAGAAAACUUAAGUUAAGAACCGAUUGCUUCGACCAGCAUUUGAGUAAUUACAUAUUUAUUAUGAAUUAGAUUUUAUUUAUUAAUUAAGAUAUAAUACGUUUAACAACUCCUGUAAUCACAUAUCAAUAAUAUCUUAACUAACUGAAUUAUUCUAUAAUGUUGAUAAGAUAGUAAAUCCCUUUAAUAAAGAGUUUAGAUAUUGGGUUUAAUAGUUUGUUCUACUUUAAGGGAGAAAAUUUAUAUUUUUUAAUUUUAUAUUCAAGUGAGUUCAUAUAAUCAAUGUCCUGCUGUUAAUAAUUGAAGAAAAAAAAUUGAUUUGUUUUGUUUUUUUAAUAAAAGAAACAAUUGAUUGUUGGUAUAUUAUAGUUCUUCUGUUGUGGUGUUUAUUACAGGCUAAAGGUUAAUGUUGAAAAAUAUUUCAAACCUUGUGAAAUUACAAGUUAUUAUUCGUUAUGCGAAUUUGUAAGUUACGGUAUUUAUGUUGCUGAGUUAUGUCCAAGUUGGAAAAUUUAAUUUUCACUUACCAUUAAUGUUUGUUAACAAGGCCUUUUAUAGGACCGAUUUAUUGAUGUGAUCAAACAUUCAAACAACUCAGAAUUACAAAUUGCAUUGAUCUGUUUAUUAUUUAAUCAUAGAAAACAUUUAUAUGGCUUUUAUUAUUAUUAUUACUUUUACCAUAAACAAUAUUACUGUGUUCACUUCAUCAAGUUUACUGGUUAAUAAUGAGUUUUUAUAUAAGAUAUUUAACAUUUGGCCUGUAGUAAAUAUUUCUAACUUUUUAUUGAACCGUUUAAUUAAAAAAUAAAUUACCUAUAUAGUUGAAGGCGGUGCCCUAAUGCUUCCUUCCUGAUUGUAAUUGAAUUAGUAAUAGUAAAUUGUCUUGCUAAUUAUUUUAUAAUAAAAUUCUUAAGUUUUGAUUAGCUUACCAAGUUCAAGGUAAAUAUAUGUUGAUAUCCGAUGCAUAUUCUCAAUAUCAAUGUUUGCUUUGCCAAUUUCAUCACAUAUAUAAUAAUCAUGUCCCCAUUUUAUCUUGUUAAUACCUCGACUGUUUAUUAAAAUUAAGUCCUCAUAAUUUCAUGUGAUAUAAAUAUUGUUUAAUUUGUUUUUUUGUUUAAAUAUAUUUUAAAAUUAAGUGUAUUUUUACAAAUAAAUAUGUAUUUUUACCAAGCUACAUCUCUUUUAUUCUUCUGUGCCAUUAUUGUCAUAUAAGUUGGAAUGAAAUUAUCAUUAGUUCAAAAAUUUAAAUGAGUCGACUUUCAAAAAUCAUUAAGUGAUGAAUCAAGAUAAUUCAAUAAUCAUUCGGAAAUAAAGUGAUGGA
Messenger RNA from Nezara viridula (southern green stink bug), 6810 nucleotides. The record is from the annotation of a GenBank genome assembly. NCBI's taxonomy places the organism in Eukaryota, Metazoa, Arthropoda, Insecta, Hemiptera, Pentatomidae.